AUGUCUGGUGAUAGCAUAUCUGGGCGGAGGGAUACCGAUUACUCCCUGCUGCAAGUGCUUGACGAGUAUGUGAAGCAAGAUAACUGUCAUCCGAAAUUUGCCAAGUACUUCAGGGAAUACAUCACCGCGAAUUGGCCCGAUCCCUCACCGCCGGGAGCGCCAGAGGGCAGCGAGGAGUACGAGAAGUGGGUGAAUGAGUGGAACGAUUUCUUCGCCUACUGUGGCAGGAUACUGCGCAAUCCCGAACUCACCAAGUAUAACUUCGGUAGCAGCGUUCUCAGACAAAUCGAAAAGUACGACAUCUACGACGACUGGUUUCCGGAAGAGGGCUUCGGGCCAACAGGCAAAGAAUUUGACCCAAUUCCGGAGGAAUAUCGCAUCGGGUCUUCCAGGCCUGGGACUUCCGCCACGACCAGCUAUAUGACUCCUUCGACGCACGGGAGUCAGGCAAAUCGAGGCUCGAGACGCCUCGAGCCCAAACAGUCCGUGGGUUCAAGUGAUUCGAACGCAGAAACAACUCCUAUCAAUCUGGUGCCACCUUCUGCAAUGUCUUCAGGUCCUUCAGGAGAAGCUCCUGCGAGCAAACCUAUCACAAUGGACACGACUGGUGCUAAUUCCACAAUCAAGUCUUACGAUCAGUAUGGUAAGCAACAGCAGCCACUGGCAACACAUCUCCAGGCGAUGGUUGCCUACCUGGAAAACGGGGAGAGCCAUGACGCUGGCUUUUCGGAGCGAAUGAGCGACACUAUCGACUAUCUUCAGUGGUUGGGUUCCGGGAAGGAUGCACGGAACCAGCUGCAUAACGCAAGCGAGUUCACAAAGGCUGUCUAUAAGAAAGCAAUUGAGUUGAUCGACGCCCAUCUGAAGCGCGACAAGCAACGACGCAUAGCCACUCCGGUUGCAUUUACCGAGAGGCCAGUCAGCUUCGCUGCCACCAGAUCCUCACGCCUGAACCACCUCACCAACCCCCGUGACUUUCCAUUGCCCUCCAAGCGCGGCGUCCCGGACCACUCUCAGCUGCUACCCUACAACAUCACGCCAGCGCCAGAGAAAAGGCCCAUUCAGGGGGCCCUCCUUGAGCAUCCAGAGCAUUAUGCCCAGUUUCUGGAGGAUGAAGGAAAGCUCUGGCUCCCGUACUCGGAAGACCUUGAAAAGCUGAAUGACAUGGAAAUCCCCACCUCCGUGACCGCUGACGAGCUCGAAAACAACCUAGCGGUGAUAGAGUCCGACAUUUAUGUGCAAUACACCAAGGCCCAAGGAAACAGUGCGACAUGGGAGACGGGUGAUCCCAUCGGCUGGACGACCCACAGGACGGACGAAGCCGGAGUACGACACACAUAUAUCUCAACCGGAGAGGACCCCAAAACCGGGAAAGAAACGCUGAACCUGAUGGACCUCAGCGAUCCAAAAGACUGGGCCUCAGUGAGGGGUGUCAGGCGAGCUGGUUUGCAGUUGAUGCUUCGAAAUCUUCGAACUAAUGAAAACGACUUUGUCUACUAUGAUUCCGACAGCAAUGGGCAGAGAGCGAGGAGGCUCGUGUUGCCCAUUCCAGUCGCCACCAUCCGGAAGGUCAUGGAGAGAGCUAACGGGAAGCAAUGGAACCCCCCAACACUCUUUGACGAGAAGCCGUUGGUUUGGAGCCAUUGGGAGCCAUUCCGCUUCACCGACAGAUUCCAGGCGUACACUGAGGCCACCAAAGGAAUGAAGGCAGUGGCUUAUCAGACGGCCACAGAGCGCCAUCUGCGCGACAGGUCUUGGGUCUCAUUGCCCAAGAAUGUCAAGACUGGCGGCCCAUUUGUCUGGAGAGGACUGAGUCCCCAGGAACAGGCUGAAGAAGAUCUCCUGAAAAGGUGUCUUGCGAUCCGUGGUUAUGUCGCCAUGUGCUGGAACAGGGCCCCGCGACCGCUGCUGGCAAACAUGAUCCAGUUCCUGACAGCGGGGGACCCCAGCUCAGAUGCCUUCCCUGAGCCCGAGGAGCUGGGUAAGAUUGGCGAGAUUACCUUUGGCGAGUCAGACUACAGACAUACAGUCAUCGACGGGACACGCCAGCGAGCAGGCAUUCGCUUUAUCGACGAAGAGGAUAUCUGGUGGCUCAAGGUCCUGGGAAGCGGCUGCGUCAACAAGAAGUCCUGGCCGGGCAAGAUCUUCCCGGACGAGCCCAGGGAGACAUACCGUCUCUUCCGCAUCUUUGCCAAGAGGAUUCUCCGGCUUUUGGAGGAUCCCAACCCGGAAGGGAUUCUCUAUUCUUCUGCCAGCGUUGUGACGGUAGAGGACUUGCUCAAAGUCAUCAACGCCGGCGCCAACGGAAAGGCGGCCGUCAACAAGCACGAGUUCUCGCCGUACGAAGCCUGCCAACAUCUCGACCGCCUCGCCCAGACGGGCCACAUUGACUUUGAGCUCGACCCAGCCUGCUACGGCACAGUCCGGCGCCCCGCCUACGAUUUCUAUCCCGAGCACCGGAUAGUCUACGACGCGGCUGAGAAGAAAAGAGACACCCUCUUCCCCAGAAGCAUCCGUCCGUGGGCAGACGUGUGCCUCGAACCCUACUCGGGCAAGACCAAAAGUCCUCCUCGCGUCCUCUACGCAGUCGACAACUUUUACCGCAGCCUCGCCUACCGGUUGGGUUUCACCAUCUUCCACCUCCAAAAGAAGUCCGCGGCUCGAAAAAAGUCCCACAUGAGCGUGAGGAACGAGCAACCGGUCCAAUACGCCUGGCUGCACGACGCAAUCAAAAAGUUCAACGCCGUCUACGACGAAACGGUGGAGGAGGAGCUCAGAGCCCGCCCCAACCCCCCGGCCCCGUACGGACACACCUGGAGGGACAUCAAAGCCCUCGUUCAGGACACGGAGUUUGGCGAGGGCGGGCACACCAACCCUGCCAGCCACCCCAUCAUCCCUCACCGGGGCUACCUCAAGGACAACGCCUCCGCCAUCCAGCACCUCCGCAACAAGAUCAUCCAGGAGGUCAGCGCGAACAACACCCUCCUUGCGCCUGCCAGGGCCAAAACGGUGAUUAAUCUGUCGACUGGCUUGCCAGAGGUCAUCCUCACCCGGGGGGUGUCGUGGAAGUUUGGGUCGUUGGUUGCCAGGCAGGAGAACUUUAGGAGGCAGUUUUUCAGUCUCAACCGGUGGCCGCUCGUUCUCCAGAGCGAGAAGACGCAGGAGAAGAUCAAGAAUGACGAGUGGCACGCUGACGGGGUCGAUCCGAAGCAGGUGUUUGAUCACCAGGCUGCUGAUCCGAUCCACGCGUUCUUCAGCAGGGAGAAGCUGAGGCCGUAUGUGGAGGACCCGGUCAAGUAUAGGGCUGGGCCGGCGGUUUUCCCGGUGGGGGAUACGGCUUGGCAGAGGAAGAGGGUUGAGGAGCACAUGACUGCUUUGGUUUAUGAGUCUAUCGGCCUCAACGGAGCCGUUCCCAGAGGAGGCACCUUUAGGGAAAAGCUCAAGGACUUCUUCUUCAGGGAGCCGCUCCGGCCAUAUCUCAACGGCGCGGAGAAGCUGACCGAGUCCCAGCUGGAGGCCAGGUACGGCAAGCUGCCUGACGUGCCGCCGAACAGGGUGCCCAGGAGCUGGGCCACCGAGGUGCUGGUUGGUGAAAAGGUGGAGAACCGAAAGAGGAAGGUGGACGAGAUUUUGGAGGCGAAGAAGCAGGAAGAGGAGGCGAGGAAUCUGGCGAGGUACAAGAGAAGGAGGGUGGAUGAUCAGGUUGCUGGGACGAGGAUGACGGGGGGCGUUUACUAG
This is a messenger RNA of Podospora anserina S mat+, 3738 nucleotides long. RefSeq lists its product as uncharacterized. The transcript has 2 exons. The record is from RefSeq and is a predicted model, not a curated record. Bases 1 to 3738 code for a protein of 1245 amino acids. Lineage: Eukaryota; Fungi; Ascomycota; Sordariomycetes; Sordariales; Podosporaceae.